Messenger RNA from Camelus dromedarius (Arabian camel), 2931 nucleotides. It is a transcript of the gene ST6GALNAC6, whose product is annotated as ST6 N-acetylgalactosaminide alpha-2,6-sialyltransferase 6. Bases 558 to 1631 code for a protein of 357 amino acids. The transcript has 8 exons. Gene Ontology annotation, biological process: oligosaccharide metabolic process; ganglioside biosynthetic process. Lineage: Eukaryota; Metazoa; Chordata; Mammalia; Artiodactyla; Camelidae. Gene Ontology annotation, molecular function: alpha-N-acetylgalactosaminide alpha-2,6-sialyltransferase activity. The record is from RefSeq and is a predicted model, not a curated record.
CACGGUUUCGGCGCCCCCCAUUUGGAUUUAGAAACCUCCCUCCCCCUUCUCCCGGGAGCGCUCCUCCUACGCCGUUCCUAGGGACGUCCGGUUACUGCAGGACUCCCUGAGCUGGGAGAAGCAAAGCCCCCAAACAGAGGGCAGGAUGUGGCCCCCACCCUUAACCCAAGAUUCAGCCCUCCCGCGCGGCCCACCUUGGGUGUGAGUCUAUGCUCCUGGCUCAGAGCUCUGGGCUGCUGCCUCCCUAGCCUGAGCAAAUCGCUCCCCAACAGGCCUGCUCCCCUUUGCUGGACCAGGUGCUGGUCACACACUCGGGUGGCCUCUAGUCAAAUCCAGCCCUGGGGGACCCUUGAAAGAGAUCCGAUCCGGCUCAUUCCUGGGCUACUCCCUGGAAACAAACCUGGAAACAAGGUUCCCCAGCAGGCUUUGGACAGCGAUGCAAGGCACUUUUCUUCUCUUAACCUCAGUCUCCUCAUCUGUGAAAUGGGGAUAAGAGCCUCUACUGUGCAGCGUUGCCAGGAAGAUUCAAUGAGGAAACUGAGGCUCAGAGAGGUCACAUGGCUUGCCCAAGGCCCUUCAGCCUUCCAAGGACAAGCUGCUUUUCCCUUCUGAUGAGCCUCAGUUUCCUGAUCUGUACCGCUGGGACAGGACCAUGGUGUGACCUCACAUCCCUGCCCCCUGGGCCACCUGCAGGACACUGGCCCCUGCCCCUCAGCAGACGCCGGAAAGAGAUGAGUAGCAACAAAGAGCAGCGGUCAGCAGUGUUCGUGACCCUCUUUGCCCUCAUCACCAUCCUCAUCCUCUACAGCUCCAACAGUGCCAAUGAGGUCUUUCAUUACGGCUCCCUGCGGGGCCGCCUCCGCCGGCCCGUCAACCUUAAGAAGUGGAGCAUCACUGAUGGAUACACCCCCAUCCUUGGCAACAAGACGCUGCCCUCCCGGUGCCACCAGUGUGUGAUUGUCACCAGCUCCAGCCACCUGCUGGGCACCAAGCUGGGCCCCGAGAUUGAGCGGGCCGAGUGCACAAUCCGCAUGAACGACGCACCCACCACAGGCUACUCCGCCGAUGUGGGCAACAAGACCACCUUCCGCGUGGUGGCCCAUUCCAGUGUAUUCCGUGUGCUGCAGAGGCCCCAGGAGUUUGUCAACCGGACCCCCGAAACUGUGUUCAUCUUCUGGGGUCCCCCAAGCAAGAUGCAGAAGCCCCAGGGCAGCCUGGUACGCAUCAUCCAGCGGGCAGGCCUGGUGUUCCCCAACAUGGAGGCCUACGCCGUCUCUCUCGGCCGCAUGCGCCAGUUUGACGACCUCUUCCGGAGUGAGACAGGCAAGGACAGGGAAAAGUCUCAUUCAUGGUUGAGCACCGGCUGGUUCACCAUGGUGAUUGCGGUGGGGUUGUGUGACCACGUGCACGUCUAUGGCAUGGUGCCCCCUGACUACUGCAGCCAGCGACCCCGCCUGCAACACAUGCCCUACCACUACUAUGAGCCCAAGGGGCCGGACGAGUGUGUCACCUACAUCCAGAAUGAGCACAGCCGCAAGGGCAACCACCACCGCUUCAUCACGGAGAAGAGGGUCUUCUCAUCCUGGGCCCAGCUGUAUGGAAUCACCUUCUCCCACCCCUCCUGGACUUAGACCGGCCUGCCUGUGGGGCACUCAGAAGGGACACAGGAAGUGGGUCUCCGCCCAGCCACCUCUUGGCCAAUCAAGGCUGGUCGGAGUGUCUUCUGACCAAUCAGGCCCUUGAAGAGGGUGUAGCCUCCAGCCAUUCAGGGCUUGGGGGCAUCUCUUGGCCAGUCAGGGAUUUGGGUUCCUAUGUCAUUUAUCCGGUGUUGAGGGUAUUUCUCGUCCAGUCAGGGUCUGAGCAUAGUCAGUCAGGGUAUUUCUGAGUAAACUGAGGUGAAGGACAUGUCCUUCCCCAAUGAGGCCUUGGUUCAGAGCCCCAGGAUAGACCCCAAAUUGUUUCCUUUUUGCUGGGGCAGCAGUGUCCUAUCCCAAGGAUCUAGGAACUUUGUGUUGCCCUCUCACUUCCCAGAGCCAGAAAGAGUUUGCGUGGGAGUGGGAGCUUUCUGGAGGCCAGGCUGGGGUGUUUGUUGGGUUGUCUGGGGGAUGGUGUUGGGGGUGGGAGGCCGGUAUUGGGGGUUUUGGCUCUGCCCUGAGUAGCCUUGGACAAACCCCCUGCCCCUCUCUGGGCAUCCUUCUGCCUGCAUCAGCUUCUAAUGUGGAGUCUGAGAACCUUUGCACCUCCCCCACCAACGUCCAUGGGUCUGUCCUCUGUUAAGACUGGAUUCCUCCAGCCAUCACCCCUUGCUGGGGGGCUCAGCUCCCUGAAGGUCUGAGGUUCCCUUCCCCACCUCCUCCUGGAAACUUGAGGAUAUUUUUGUGCAAAUUCCCCUGAGUUUAGGGGACUCAGAUAGGAAGGGACAAACCUUCAGCUGUUUUCUUAUUCCCUCUGCCCAGCUGCCAUUAGCUUGGCUCUUAAAGAGCCAGGCCCCCUUUUCUAUCAUCCAGCAGUGAGGUUUUCCACCUGUUGGAGGAGACUUUGGAACUAAGAAAGGAGAGGAUCCCAGCCAAAUCAGGGUUUCUUUCAGCCUCUUUGUCUGUAGCUGCUGGAACUGUCCAAAGGUAUCCCUCCAGCUGGGCCUGGGAAGGCUUUAGGGGACUGGAAGCUGUGUCACCUGGGUUCUGUCUCGUCACUUUAUUGGCACUUUAUUGCUGGGCCUCGGUGGGGUGGGUUUACCCCCCUGCUCUUCUGGAACCUCAAAGGGAAGACCAGAGGACUUCCUGGAAGAGGCUGUGGAGUGGAGGGGUCAGGUGAAGGAGGAAGAGGCCAGCAGUGAGCCACUGCACAUUGGAGUGGAGGGGUGGGGGCCAGCAACUACCCCAGACUUGGUUUUGUAAUGAUUUGUACAGGAAUAAACACACCUGAGUUCCA